UAUAUUAACGCGUCACAUGACUUAAGCUUGUUGCUGCUGCAGCUCGAGAUUGUGAUUUUUGAUUGGAGGUGGAACGUUAUGCUGCAAAUAUCAGUACCUAUUGUAAUUAAAGGUUGGCAAUGCCUCUGAUUUUGAGUUAGCUAGUUUCUAAACGGGAAAUAAUCCAUUAAAUCUGCAGAAACAGAGGGUUAAACUCUUGCCUAAAAAUUAAACGGAGCUGAUAGAAACUGAAUGAGAGAGUGAGCUGAGCGGACUGGCCUGGACUGGUGUGAGUGGUGCGCCCUUCCCGUGGCGGCUCGGCCCCGAGACCCGACUCAUCGUGCACCGCUUCUCGGCCGACCAAAACGCCUCAUCGUCACCGAACAAUGCAUUGCUCACCAUCCGUUACGUAAGAUCUAAGAAUAGACUUGCGAUUGCAACAUAUGCUGUGUAAUUUGAAAUAAAGAGCAAAGAACACUCUUGUCUUGGAACUGAUUACCUCAAAACAAUUGAAAUGGCGAGUGGUCCCAAAGUAUCAGUUGAUAUGCUUUCACGAUACAAGGCUGCCAUGGUUUUGAGUGGCGUCGGCGAUGCCAUGGGAUACAAGUCUGGUGAUUGGGAAUUCACCUUUGUCGGCGCAGAUAUUCAUAAGGAGGUAAAGGAAUUGGGAGGCGUGUCCAAGCUUUAUGUGAAAUUACCUGCUUUUCCUGUAAGUGAUGACACAGUGCUACAUUUAGCCACAGCAAGAGCUCUUCUGAGUGGGAAGCCAAUCGGUGACAAGCUUUACCUGGAGUUUGCAGCCGAGUACAGGAAAGGUGUGCGUGAUAUGAAGGGCAGAGCUCCAGGGAACACAACUACCUACGCCAUCAGUCGGUUCAACUUGGCCAAGCCAGAUGGCUACAUCGGUCCAUUCAACAAGAGAGGAGGAGGUUGCGGGGCUGCCAUGAGAGCUAUGUGCAUUGGUCUUCGUUACCCCAGGCCUGACCAGCUCCAGGACCUUAUCAUGGUAAGUGUGGAAUCUGGACGCAUGACCCACAACUGCCCCACCGGUUACCUUGGAUCCUUUGCCACCGCUCUCUUCACAUCCUACGCCAUCCAGGGUGUCCAAGUCAUUUCCUGGGGGCGGAGACUCGUCGCGGAACUCCCCAAAGUCCUGGACUAUGUCCGAUCUGUAGGCCGUGAUGUCAAGGAGAACAAAGAGGCAUGGCCGUACUUCACGGAUAAGUGGACAUCUUAUCUCCAGGAGAGGGGCAUUGAUGGGGACGAUGCCACCAAAGCACGAUUCCCAGAAAAAUAUGAUGUCGUCGAGAGGGAUGCCUUCUACAAGAGUCUCAGCUUCAGGGGAUGGGGAGGAUCAAGCGGACAUGAUGCACCCAUGAUUGCGUACGAUGCCUUACUUGGCUGUGAGUGGUCUUGGGAGAAGCUAUGCCUGGCAGGUAUGCUACAUGGGGGUGAUAACGACUCAACCGGUGUGAUGGCAGGCUGCUGGUGGGGCGCCAUCUGUGGCAUGGAUCAAGUGCCAAAAUGCAACUUCAAGAACCUUGAAUACAGAUCUCAGCUGGAAGAAUUAGGAGAAAAACUCUACCAUGUCGCUGAAGAAGAAAGGAAAGCAACCGAAAGCCAAGCAUCUGAGAGCGAAGUGACAAAAGAUUCAAGUUAAUCCAUGACAUUGGAUUUGGAUGACAGAGUUUUACGACCAUGACGACGGGCCCAAAAGUCUCUUCCAAAAUCAACUAACGUCGUAAAUAAGCGUUCGCGUUCUCCAACGAAAGUCGGGAAUGACACAUAACUCCACAACCGUAAGUCGCUUUUCAACCAAACUUGGAUGGUAGAUGGACUUGGGGGACCUGCAUGUUAUGCUGCAGUCGGAGGUCACAUGGUAAGGUCAAAGGUCAUUUUCAGGUCAACGUUAAAGUUUACAUGCAAGACUCUUAUGACACCUAACUCCGCAACAGUAAGUCACUUUUCAACCAAACUUGGAUGGUAGAUGGAUUUGGGGGACCUGCAUGUUAUGCUGCAGUCGGAGGUCACAUGGUAAGGUCAAAGGUCAUUCUGAGGUCAACAUUACAGUUUACGUGCAAGGCUCUUAUGACAAGUUUUAAUCCAUCCCAGUCAUUUCACAAUGAAGUUUCAAUACUAUUCUAUUGCGUGCCCUCGCAAAUCCGAUAUUUCUGGUUAUUUUCAUAAGUGGGCGAGACACAAAAUCGCCUUUGCCUUGUUUUUUCAUAUUUCGAUAGAGUAUAGAUAUGAUUUCAUGCCUCAUUUGACCCUCACUUAUAUCAUGACGUCAUAAAAAUGGCGUCGGAACUCAAAAGUUCAAUUUUGCGUGUGUGUUGUGACGUCAUCAUAAUUAUGCAAAUUUGAAUCCAACUACGUGAAUAUUGGGUCAAUUUUCGCCCAAUUGUGGAUAUGUUGUAGCUUAAGGCUGUGGUGUUAAAACUGACACCAGUUGGUGUUAAUAGAGGACCACAUCUGAGGUGUUAAAAUGGUUACAACUUAAUAGUCCGUGGGUCCUUUUUUUGUAUUAAGAAGUUUUUAUUUGUCAACAACUUCAAUUCAUAAACAAAAUAAAGUACAUUCAUCAAAUAAAAUAUAUCUUUACAAAUUGAUAUAUGAAUACCUUGAAAACUCAUAUAAUUAACACUUUACAUUUGUCUAUUUUUCCUUUAAUGUUACAAUAAAACUUAAUAAACUCAACGUUCUCAAUUUUUUUUCUAGUGUCAAAUAUUCACAACAUAAGAUAUUUUCCAAAUACACAAAAUAAAUCAUUAAUACAACCUAGUCGAAUUGAAGCCAUUAACAUAGAUUUUCCAUAAAAUCUUUUAAAUAAAAUUUCCAUAAUCCGUUAAUCCGGGGGUCCGAUAGUCCACGAUGUGUGUAAAGUUAUGACCAGGAUUUUAUAAAUAUUGCAAUUAUUUAUUAAAGGUAACAAUUUUGCUCACACUUACUGAAGAUUACAACAUAAUAACAUAAUACUAAUAUUAUAAAACAUUCUUGUUUUUUUAAGCAGGUGUUUCUGCAUUUAUUGAUAAUUUCAAUACACGAAUCACAAUAAUCAUAAUGCAUAUAAAAAGUUAAAAAAAUUAUAUAAUUACAAAUUGUGACAAUUACAUAAUAAUAUAAUUAUUUACAUAUAUACACAUGUAAGUAAUAACAAAUAAUCAAAAUGCAGUGGCCAGCUAUCGCAAGCAAAAUGCUUGAGAGAAUAUCAGCCAGGGGAUGGGAGCUACAAUGUACAUGAAAACCAUUAUAGAGAAAAAUCCACAGGUCUAUAAAAAGUGAUGUCACAUAAUAAUUGUUUGAAAUGUUGAGAAAAAUAAAAGGGGGAAAAGGUAUAAAUGGUCACCGUCAGGUGAAUUGAGUGAGUGUGGGUGCACGUGUGGGUGUUUAAUACAUGUCCUACAUAGUGAGAUCAAAUGUCAUCGAGAGGUGAAAUGAUACGAGACCAUGGGGUUCUAUAACAACCCGAAUUCAAUCGUCCUCUAACAACUACUUCAAGGAAAAUAUUAUCCCCAUAUUUUCACCACCGGGGACUGUCACCCCCGGAAAUUUACCCUCUAGAUAAUUAUCCCAGAUAAUUACCCCUUAUACGGAGACUUUAAAAUGCCCCCCCUGCCAAAUUUUGAAAAAUAUGAGAUGAAAAAAAAAAUCUUUGGGGAUUAAACAAAUUAACUUUGGGGAUUUUUGAAGGUUUUGGGGAAAAGCAAUAAAUUUUGCUAAUUUUCUGUAAAAUGACUGUAUUAUACGAUCAUAAAGGUGGAAAAAAUUGAUUUUAAUUUAUCAACCUCUAUGUAUAUGAUCUACUGUAGAUAGUUAACGACUGGCUUAACCCAAUCAGGGUUCCCAGCUUUUCAAGAAACCAAAAAUCCUUGAUUUUUCUCUGAAGAAGUUUAAAAAUUCCCUGAUAAUUAUUUCAACCCAUUCCCAGUUUCUCAUGUUUUCUAAGUUGUUGCAGUGAAUUACAUGUAUUAUUAUUAUUUUUUAUAUACAUGUAGGCCUAUUAUUAUUUUUAAUUAUAUGUACCAGUAGGCCUACUUGCACUGUAGUAAAAGAGGCUACACUAACAAAAAACAACACCAUAACAUGUCAUUCAAUAAAUGUUGUUUUCAUAUACAACAACAUAUAACAGACAAAGUCAAUGCAGUGCAGAUGGCCGAUACGACAGUUUGGUUGACAGUGCGCAUUGAAAUCGCGGUCAGUUAAAACGUCGUAUCGAUCUACAGUACACGUUUCCAAUGGGAUUUGCGCAUUUUAUUAAAACUUUGUAUGGCAUCACCGUGAAAAUCCCCUCAUAUCUCAAAAAAUAAAUUGCUGCCUAGAAAUUUAGUAAUGAAUAGAAUAGGAAUGGUACAUUCAUUUUCUGCAAAAAUCGAUUUUUCGACCAAAAUUGACUGUUACGACGGUUCGGAUGAUCGCGAACGCCGACGAUAUUUCGAUUAUCGAUUAUUUGCGGAUGACUAACAUUUUCAGAAGGAUAAUAAUAGGAAAGUACUUCCGAAAGUCCGUACAGAACAGGGAAACAAUUCAAUUGCAUUUUAGGGAUCUGAAAUGUGGAAUACUCCACCAAAAAACAUCAAACGUAAAACAUCGGUUAAUUCCUUUAAAAAAAAUACUGAAUGAAAAAAAUAGUGCAAUAACUU
Lytechinus pictus (painted urchin) is the source of this 4619-nucleotide messenger RNA. Its product is annotated as ADP-ribosylhydrolase ARH1-like. The record is from RefSeq and is a predicted model, not a curated record. NCBI's taxonomy places the organism in Eukaryota, Metazoa, Echinodermata, Echinoidea, Temnopleuroida, Toxopneustidae. The transcript is spliced from 9 exons. Bases 494 to 1639 code for a protein of 381 amino acids.